This is a messenger RNA of Anthonomus grandis grandis, 2451 nucleotides long. Its product is annotated as dipeptidase 1-like. Gene Ontology annotation, biological process: proteolysis. NCBI's taxonomy places the organism in Eukaryota, Metazoa, Arthropoda, Insecta, Coleoptera, Curculionidae. Gene Ontology annotation, molecular function: metallodipeptidase activity. The coding region runs from base 1 to 1407 and encodes 468 amino acids. The transcript has 10 exons. The record is from RefSeq and is a predicted model, not a curated record.
AUGCAGGACGAUCGCGUGUUCGCACCGGCACCAGACGUCACCAGAAGACUGGGUUCGACCACAACCCUGUCGAAACCGGAACCACCCGGAUCACCGCCCUAUUACCGCUCCACCUCUGCCUCUAGUUCAAACUCGGUUUCUUCAAGAGGAGGUUUAGAGCUGAACCCGAAACACUGGUGGAUCAUAGCUACCGUUUUACUAUUGGCAGCUGCCGUGGGGGUUGGGGUGCCUAUAGCCUUGAAAAUUAGCUCAGGAGCCUCGUUUGAGGAAAGACUAGAGGUAGCAGCCAGAUUACUAGAGGAGACACCGUUGGUGGACGGUCACAAUGACUUGCCAUGGAACAUACGAAAGUUCAUGCAUAACAAGUUGAAGAGUUUCAAGUUUGACCAUGACCUCCGCGAGGUGGCGCCUUGGUCUACGAGCGCCUGGAGUCAUACCGACUUGGUUAGGUUAGAGCGUGGUCACGUUGCUGCCCAGUUUUGGGCGGCUUACGUGCCCUGUGACUCGCAGCACAAGGACGCAGUACAACUGACCCUGGAGCAAAUCGAUGUCAUUCGGAGGUUCACCGAGUGGUACCAUCCCAGACUUGUACUUUGCACCUCCUCACAAGAUAUAAAGGCAGCCCAUAAGGAUCGCCAUAUGUGUUCACUAAUCGGGGUGGAGGGGGGACAUUCUUUGGCGGGAAGUCUGGCAGUGCUUAGGACGUUGUACCAUGUCGGAGUAAGGUACCUUACCUUGACGUCGACAUGUAAUACACCAUGGGCGGACUGUUCUCACGUGGACAUGCCCGGGAAGAAGCCAGAGCAUGGAGGCUUAACGAACUUUGGAAAGGCCGUAGUAAAGGAAAUGAACCGUUUGGGCAUGAUCGUGGAUCUCUCGCACGUUUCCGUAGGAACGAUGCGCGAUGCGCUCGAGGUGUCUAAAGCGCCGGUGAUUUUUAGUCACUCAUCGGCGCAUGCCCUGUGCAAUUCCACCCGGAACGUUCCAGAUGAAACUUUGAGGAAACUGGCCCUCAAUGGUGGAAUUGUUAUGGUUAAUUUUUAUUCGCUCUUUUUAACUUGCAGGGAAACUUCCACGGUGGCCGACGCAGUCGCUCACAUAAACCAUAUAAGGGAAGUGGCUGGAGUGGACAACGUAGGCAUAGGAGCUGGAUACGAUGGAAUUAAUUAUGUUCCACAAGGUUUGGAAGACGUGUCCGCCUAUCCGACCCUCUUCGCAGAACUAAUGGGCACAGGAAAAUGGACGGUGGAGGACCUAAAAAAACUGGCGGGCUUAAACUUUAUUAGGGUGAUGCAGAACGUGGAAAAAAUUAGGGAUGAAUUUAAAAGGGCGAACGUGCCUCCCUACGAGGACGUGAUGCCCCGCCAGAAGGGUACGAAUAAUUGUACCUCGCAGGCGAAUUAUUAGGUCAAUUUUUCAGCUUGACUCGGCAGAAAUUCGGCGAGAAUUAUCGCCCUAUCAACGAUCGAAGCGAUAAUUGCGCCCCUUUAGUUCAAAAUCCUUUAAUACGUUAAUUAUUAUAGGUCCGACUGAAAAGCUUAUUAUUAUUUUUUGUUAACCUCGAUACCAUAUAUCUUGCACGUCAUAUUAAGGGAAUUUUUGUGAAAUGGAGGUUUAAGGCAGUAAAGCAUGUCAGAGUCCGAGUUAUACAUCGAGCACAUGCGCUAUAUAUUUUAUAAUCGAAAUGGAUCAUAUGGAAAAUCAGCAGAGUGAAUUGAAUAAUGAACUUUUGCUGCAGGUUCUUUUCAUAUUUCGAGUGCAUUUAUUACAAUAUUAAUUCUUGAAAUAAAGGCUCGUUUUAAACUCUUACAAGAAAAAUAUAAUGGGGAACUUGCAAUAAAAGAAAAGCGUCAACAGUAAGGUCUGUUUGAAAUCUCAGGAGUUUCUUUAAAUAUAUCUAUAGAUUUGGGCAAGAAAGUGGUUGUAAUAAUUUGCCGCAUAUGCAUCUAAACAUUACGUCUUCCUUACAAGUGUAUUGAGUUUUAUCAUGCUUUUAUAGGUAUAAAGAAGACUAAAGAGAUUGAGUAGCUUUGGCAUACUAACUGUAUCCAUGAAAAUUAAUAACGCCCUGUAAAAUUGCUAAAGUAAUAUGCAGCAAAUAUAAAGCGUUCUCUCCCUGAUCUGUAUUUUGUUUUGUUAGCUUCAAACUUAGUGAGUCGCACUCACUAUUCACGGAAUAAAACAACAAUAAAAUAACGAAUGUCAUUUCAGCGCACAUGAUAAGGUUGAAUUUUAUUUAUCGAUCAAACGAACUUUAGGAAGUUCGAUCGAAAUUAUAUUUCGGCGCUUCAUUCUUCAUAGAUUACUAUACAAUUAUUCACUAUGUAGUUCUUUAAAGUCUUAUUUAUUUUGUUUGUUGGUCAGACUUUGGAAAAUUCUUGCGGAUAAUAACACAUUCUUAUAUCUAGUUAUAACUUUUAUUCCUAGACUCAGGUGUUCAUACAUUUAGCA